Galendromus occidentalis (western predatory mite) is the source of this 1659-nucleotide messenger RNA. Its product is annotated as histone-lysine N-methyltransferase SMYD3. The transcript has 10 exons. Gene Ontology annotation, cellular component: nucleus. Lineage: Eukaryota; Metazoa; Arthropoda; Arachnida; Mesostigmata; Phytoseiidae. The record is from RefSeq and is a predicted model, not a curated record.
AUGAGACUCCAUAAUUUUCAUCGUGGCGACAUCAUAGUGAAAUCGAUGCCGUUCGCCGCUGUACUGCAUCCUCGGCUCGCUGGCCGAUACUGCGACGAGUGUCUCAAUGAAUAGCAGAAUACUUGUCCACCGCUAAUGAAUCACGAUAAGGGACCACGACCUCUGCGCUGUCCGGGAUGCCCUUUUGUAAAUUAUUGCAGUCCUCGCUGUAAAGAGCGACAUUUUCCGUAUCAUUCGUCUUUCGAGUGUGCUAUACUCAAGGCUUUCAUUCCAGAAACUCCGGACGUAACCUUCCGGUUGUUUUGCAAACUCCUCCACCAAGUCCAGGGAAGAGAAUUCUCCGAUUUUGAGGAGCUUCUAUUCACUGGGGAGAAAAGGACGUUCUCCGAUCUACUGGACCAUCGUGAGGACAUCCGAAAUGAGCCCGUCAUGUUCACGCGCUUCAGAGCAUACCACGCUCUUUUGGAAAUCACUUUCCCUGACAACAUGAAACCUAGUUUCGAUGCCGCCCUCCAAAUCUUCGGAAAGAUGAUGAUAAACAGAUUCUCGGUGCAGAGUUUCUAUCUGGAACCGAUCGGUGAAGCACUCUACCUAGCGCCCUCAAUUCACGAUCACUCAUGUCUCCCGGAUGCCAUUUACACCUUCAACGGAUGUGAGCUGACCAUCAGAGCGAUGAGGGAUCUGGCUGUGUCCGAUCCUCGAGAGAUUCACAUUUGCUACACCGACAUCCUCCAACCGCUCGAUGAUCGAAUUGGCUUCCUGGAAGAGCACUAUUUCUUCCGCUGCCAGUGCGUCUUGUGCUCUCAAGCCGAUCAUCCAAUCAACAGAAUGACAGUCACAAGGGAGAAUCUCAGAGAUUCUCUCCGGAGUGCCCUGAUGGCUUGCUCGGACGAUGAGAUACGGCCCGACAGCGGGGUGGCAGCUAUUUUCGAAAAGGCAAAGUUCUACAUCGACGAGGACGAUAAGCACGAAAGCGAGACUGGUAAAACCGUACUGAAAUUCUGGAAACUGGAUGCGAUCGCAGUGGCAUUCGAAUGCGCUGUUCGUUUGGGCAAUGAGGAGGACGCGUACGAGUUCGGGGGACGUCUCUUGGACCUAUACGCGAAAACCUACGGAGAUCGUAGACCGUGCUUCAGCGUCUUGAGUCUUCGAGUCGCUGAAGUAUCGAAGUGCAAGGGACAGGCUGUGUAUGAGGCAGCAAUCGAAGGAGCCCGGAGAAAACUCAUCAUGACGCACGGAUCAAAUCAUCCUUUGUGUGAGCGGUGCAAGGCGUUAGCUAAUCGCUCCGCUCAUCAGGGAAAUUGUGAGUCGAAAUCGGAGUAGGGAAAUUCUGUGGAAGAUGAUAAGAGGAUAAGACGAGCAUUACAGGGGAAUCCUCUCUGUCGUUCGGUCACCCACAUCGUAGUCGGUCGAGUCAACUCUGAUAGGAGAGUCUUUUCUACAUUUUGAUCUCACAAUUCACUACGACGAGGAAUACAGGAGUGAAGCUCAGAGCAAGGCAGGCGCUUCCGUAAGGGUUCUGGGCAGCGCUGAAACCCUCAUUGGACGAGGCAGUCCGGAAAACUCAUGGGUCGCGGGGAUUUCCUUGCCUCGAGCGUGUUUUCUCGGCUCGAAAUAAUUCCUUUUGUAUGAACUUGCUAUACGUCCAGUUCGAAUUAG